Coffea eugenioides is the source of this 1228-nucleotide messenger RNA. RefSeq names its product L10-interacting MYB domain-containing protein-like. The record is from RefSeq and is a predicted model, not a curated record. The transcript is spliced from 4 exons. Lineage: Eukaryota; Viridiplantae; Streptophyta; Magnoliopsida; Gentianales; Rubiaceae. The coding region runs from base 1 to 1098 and encodes 365 amino acids.
AUGGAGGUAAAUUACUCAGUUACGGAGCCGUACUUUGUAGCUUUGAUCGCAACUCAGAGGAGCCCGCUCUGUCGCCUCUUGCCGUGGCGACAAUUUUACCAGGUUUCCGGCGAUUACCCGGGAGCCCUCCAAAGACAGAUGGAUGGUGAAGCCAAUGAACAGCUGCCCAAACAGGAGCGUUUGAGGACAAGAUGGACAGCAUCCCUCGAUAAGAUUUUUGCAGACCUUGUUGUUCAGCAGAUUCAACUGGGGAACAGACCAAACAAUGUUUUUGACAAGAAGACAUGGAACCACAUACGCGAAGAAUUUAACAGACAGACAAAUCUUAACUUUAAUAAUAAUCAAUUGAGGAAACACCUUGAUGUUCUCCGGACACGUUACUGUAGUCUGAAAUCAGCCUUUGAUCAACAGGAUCCCAUAGAAGAUUCUUGCUACAUUGGGUUUGACCUAUGGGAAGACAUUGGAGCACAACAUAAGCCUGCUGAGUCCACCAAGAUCAAGGAUUGUCCUAUUUAUGACCAGUUAUGUGCAAUUUUUGCGGAUUCAGGUGCUGAUGGAAAAUAUGCUCAAUCCAGCCACUAUGAAGAGCUAGACAAAUCUGCUGGGAAAUAUGCCCAAUCCAGCCACUAUGAAGAACUGGAUAAAUCUGCAGGUACAGACCCUUUAUAUCAGGAAAGUGGAAAUGCACUUCCUCAAACCCCUGCGCUGUCAAGACCUGAACAAGGAAAUCCAUCUCCGCCACAGAAUAUGAAUAAAACCACAGCAGAAAGAAAGAGGAAGCGUCCAGCAGAGACUAGCAGGGGAUCCGGAGAAAGUUACUUGGAUGGAAAUUUAAGAAAUAUAAUGGCAGGAGCAUUGUUAGAUAUGAUUGGUGCAUCAAAGUUGCGAUCAACAGAUAUGUCUAAGACUGAUGAUAAAUUUACGAUAACCAACUGCAUAAAAGCUUUGGACGAGAUUGAAGGCAUUGAGGAUUGGCUCUAUUAUGCAGCGCUGGAUCUUUUCGAGGAUCCCAGUUCACGAGAGAUGUUCCUUUCUCUUAAGAGCAACACAGUAAGGUUAACAUGGCUACAGGGGAAGUGUGGUCAUUUUUUCUCCUAGUUUAGUAGAACUACCUUUUGGUUUUUUAUAUUUUUUGGUGCAGAUAACACCCUUCAAUAGCAAAAACUAUGUUAGGCGAUAACUUUUUUUGACUUGCUGGCUAGUAGGGAUGCAAGAUGUUUUAGCAUGA